Portunus trituberculatus (swimming crab) is the source of this 2361-nucleotide messenger RNA. RefSeq lists its product as uncharacterized. The transcript has 7 exons. The coding region runs from base 651 to 1154 and encodes 167 amino acids. Lineage: Eukaryota; Metazoa; Arthropoda; Malacostraca; Decapoda; Portunidae. The record is from RefSeq and is a predicted model, not a curated record.
UACAGGGUGGAACAGUGUGACGGCACAUCCUGAUUAAACCUAUUGGACUGUGGACAGGGAGAUGUGAAAGAGGUCAUGUCCUGCCAUGUUGAGUUGUUAACUUGAGAGACAAGUGUUGCAGGUGUGAAUUGAUGACGUAAUAUUGCGUGGCGGAGGAGUAGGAAAGGGAAGGAAGGCAGAACGGCGAACAAUGAAGCACUAAUGAAUCACUGAGGCCUGGAGUGAUGCACAACGCCGGCUCGAAUGACCUCAGCCUUGUGUGGGAGCCGCCCGCGUUUCACUUCCCUCUGUGGUUCGGGUAAGAUAUCAGCUGGCCAAAGCAGCAACGCUGACGACGAUGGGAGACAAGCAGUGGUGGUUCUCCAAGGACGUGGUUGUGGCCGUGGCCAUGGCCGGUAGGGUGAGGCGCCAUACCAGCUGCAGUACAGAAGAUAGUUUCCGGCGCGUUGUUAAAGAACUUUAUGUAUGGUGGAGGGCGUUAAAACAAUGAACCAUUGUAUGGGGCAACUCAUCUUCCGGGAUAACAUGGUCGUUUACCGAAGCCAGAGUGGUUGAACGACAAUCCCUUUGCAUCCACUAGUGACUAGAGCGUGCUGUGGCUGCGUCUUGUGAAGGUGGAGAGCAACUGAUGUUCGGAAUCAACUUCAGUAAUGGCUGUUGGGAGUUCAAAUGCUUUUGUGUUUAUCACAGAUGCUGCCAUUACUGAACGCAGAAAGAAACCAGUGCAUCCUGCCAACAUUCCAUCCUGGCUCGUAUGUUGGACUGGGAGACUAGAUGCCAUCCUCUGCCUCGCUUCACCUUCCAGGGAGGGACAGACUUCUGCCUCACUCUUCACUCUGCCCUGCCAAUACACGCUGCCAUGCUCUGAUCGGCUGGGAAGUGUAGCAAGGAUGAGAGCGUGGAAGAGCGUGGCGGUGGUGUGGCUCGAGUCAAGAAAUACUUACAAAAGGAUUAUGGUAAUGGAUGAAGACAUGAAGUGUGGUGUGUGGAUAGCCAGCAAAAUGCGUUUGGAGGAGUGGAUGCUGUUUCUUCUUGAAAGUGUGCUGAUUAUGUUGUGUCGAAGUGGCUUACAAUAUGAAGAAACGCCACCAGGAGUUACUCCGACAAGCCCAAGAUUCGCAUCUGUGAGUUUAGCAUGUCAACAACAACUGUGAUGGCCAAUGAAAGUGUACACAAUCUGUAAUUACUAUUAAUCACUUACUUGACCAUUAAAGUUGUUGAAUGUGUAAAAUAGUAAAUAUGAGAUUAAAGUAGAUAAGCUAUUAAGUUAUUUUACUGCUAAUAUAGUUCAUAGUGUUAAUACAUUGGUCAAGGAAAUGACUUCAUAUGGUGCUGCAAUAUUUGGUUGGUAAGUGAUAGUUUUAGGACACAGGAGAUGGUGGUGGUUUGCUUUGACAAUAUUUCACGAUCUUAGAGCAAAUGUAUCUAUUAUAAGUAAACAUUUUAUUAACAGGAGUAUACUAACUUUAACAGUCCUGUAGAGAGUUACUUUGCUGCAAUGGAUUUCAUAUUGGCGUCAAAAAAAGUUAUCUAAUUUUGACAAGACUUCAGGUUCCUUAAUACAAAAAAUUUUGAACAAAGUCUUGUGAACCAUGCAUUUUGUUCGAUUUAAGAACUAGUGAGAAAUCAAGGGACUUUUUAAAAUUUCUUGAGAAGUUUAAAGGUUUCAGGUUACUUCAUGAAAUUGGAUAGAAUUGGUUUUUGUUAAGAGUGAGAAUCGUAUGACCUGUUCAAGUUCAAAACAUUGAAAUGAGACAGUCACUUGUUUCUGAUCAGGAAGCAAAGCAUUGUUGUUCUGUCCUGUCAUGAACUGUUUGUUGUUAAUGAUGAGUGGAUGAACAUCUCCCACGAGUCGCUUAUCACUUUUCAAGAAUUUCAACAAUAACAUUCUGAACCAGAAAAGGUCUUACAGGAUGAUAUCAUUUCAUGGAACCACAGUGAGCAUUUCUUAUUGGAAGAUCAUAAGCUUGCUACUUGCUCCUAAAUGGAAAAUCUAACCUGUGUGAAAGAUUAAAGACUAAGUAAGCUGCUCAAGCAAUGGGAUAGAAGUGUGGCACCAAGCAUUAAAUUUUACACAACACUGUAUAGACAAAGCGCCUCAUGGAACUGUUUAUAUUGCAGUAUAUGUGUAUCGGGCGCUUAAAAGUUACUUGAUGAAAUAGUUCAGGUAAUCUUCAUCUUAGAUAUUUAUUUCUAAAUAUUGUCCUGCUUGACUUGCAAGGUAUGUAAGCCGAGUGGUUUACCUGCGUAUGCCCACUGAGUAUCGUGCUUGCUUUCUUUGCAAGGCAUAAUACUCAACUAGCAGUUCGCGGAAGCCAAAUAUUGAUAACUGUGAAAACUCGUCUAUUUGGGCUGCAUGGU